Molecule: messenger RNA, 2948 nt
Organism: Carassius auratus (goldfish)
Lineage: Eukaryota; Metazoa; Chordata; Actinopteri; Cypriniformes; Cyprinidae
Product: arf-GAP with dual PH domain-containing protein 1
Exons: 11
Coding region: 125-1258 (377 amino acids)
Biological process (GO): positive regulation of GTPase activity
Cellular component (GO): plasma membrane; intracellular membrane-bounded organelle; cytoplasm
Molecular function (GO): GTPase activator activity; phosphatidylinositol bisphosphate binding; phosphatidylinositol-3,4,5-trisphosphate binding
Source: RefSeq, a predicted model, not a curated record
CCCCGGGCUUCCCAACUAGACGCGCGUGCAGUUAUUUGGUGUUUAUUUCAUCGCUGCUCCAUUCAUCACCUGCUCGCCACAGAGAAGCCCAGCGGAGACCGUCGAUCCGUUCCUCCGGCGAGUCAUGGCGAGAGAUCCCGAGCGGAACAGCUGCCUUCUGCGCGAUCUACGGCAGCGAGCCGGUAACGAGCUGUGCGCGGACUGCGGCGCUGCAGAGCCGGAUUGGGUGUCUGUGACGCUGGGUGUGUUCGUGUGUCAGGGAUGCUCGCUCAUCCACAGAAGCAUUGAAGGCCUCAGCCAGGUGAAGUCCGUGCUGCAGGACACAUUUGAAGAUAAAGAAAUCGAGUUUAUCACAUCUAUGGGGAAUGAAGCAGCGAAGGCCAAGUACGAACAGCAAGUACCUCCGUUUUAUCACCGUCCCUCGCACACAGACUGCAGGAUUUUGAGGGAACAGUGGAUCAGAGCCAAGUAUGAGAGAGAGGAGUUCAUACACAUCGAGAAACAAGAGCCUUAUUCAGCAGGAUACAGAGAGGGUUUUCUGUGGAAACGCGGUCGAGACAACGGACAGUUCCUCAGUCGCAAGUUCAUUCUGUCUGAACGAGAAGGAGCGCUGAAAUACUUCAACAAGCAGGACGCGAAAGAACCAAAGGCCAUAAUGAGGAUUCAGACCCUAAAUGCUACUUUCCAGCCGGCUAAGAUAGGAAACCCCUGCGGCCUGCAGAUCACCUAUCUGAGAGACAACAGCACCAGGAACAUCUUUGUGUACCACGAGGACAGUAAGGAAAUGGUGGACUGGUUCACUGCGAUCCGGGCAGCACGGUUUAAUUACCAGAAGGUGGCUUUUCCUGGAGCUAAUGAUGAGGACCUGGUACCCAGACUCACGAGGAACUUCAUGAAGGAAGGGUACAUGGAGAAAACAGGCCCAAGGCACACAGAGGGCUUCAAGAAAAGAUGGUUCACCAUGGAUGAUAGGAGACUAAUGUACUUUAAAGAUCCCUUGGAUGCAUAUGCACGUGGCGAGGUCUUCAUCGGCAGUAAAGAGAACAGUUAUACCGUGGUACCCGGACUGCCGCCCUCCAUCCAGGGAUACCACUGGAAGUACGGGAUCACCAUUGGAACCCCGGACAGGAAGUUCCUGUUUGCUUGUGAAACCGAAGCAGAGCAGAAGGACUGGAUCGCUGCCUUUCAGAGAGUCGUGAACCGUCCCAUGAUGCCGCAGGAGUACGCAGUUGAGGCUCAUUUCAAGCACAAGCCUUGAUGCUGGCUGUAAACCUGCCUGCGUGCAUGCGUGUGUGCGUGUGUGUGUGUGUGUGUGUGUGUGUGUGCUGCAGGCAGGACAGACUGGACGAUGAACAGCUUUUCUGUCCAAUGAAGUGCUCCGGACCGAGCGAAUACAAGAAACGGAUUCUGGACUGUGUGGCAGACGUCAACAGAGCGCCGACACUUAAUUAUCAUGAAUGUGUAACCAAAGGGUGCCGUCAGCCGAGCUACUGUACACAUAUGGCAUGUGAAUGUUGUCCAUCGCUCUUAAACCUAACAUUUAAUCUGUAAAUCACAAGGUGAGCAAGUACUAAACACCACAGUGCGUUUUUUGACUGAUGUUAUUUAUUGGAUUUUCCAAGUGAAAGCUGCUGUGACGUUUAGUGGAUCCUCAAGACGCUACGCUACACCUCUCCGAGUGUCCUUUCUGAUCGUCCAGGGCUUUCCUUCAUCAUUAUUGAUCAUGUAAAUGUGUGUCCAGUGUAAGCAGAGGGUUCAUAUACUACAGUGCAUACUUCUUCUGGUGUCUGUGCAGGUGCAGUAUGUCAGGUUUCUAGAGACGGUUCUGUUCUUGAUUUAUCCUCCACUAGGUGGAAGCAUAUCACAGAUUAAGAUGCAUGUCUUUCUUUUUAUGCAAAACAGGGUUGAUAUUAGCCAUAGACUGACAUAUCGGCCGAUAUUUGGCCAUUUGGAGAUUAUCUGCUGAAGUCCAACUUGAAUAAAACAAGUGAUAGUUCCCCUCAUCUUAGUCGAUAGGUACAGUCAAAAUAUAAAUGCAUAUAAAAUUCGGAUUGAAUUUAAUGUGAUGCAUAUUUAUCACAUAUAAACGAAGCAGGCUAAAUAAACUGAGUUUUAAACACACAACGACCAGGUUUAUAUAUUUAAUUUAUUAAUAAGUUUCUGUUUUAAUAGCUAAUAAUAAAUGUUUAUCAUUUGUAACUGCAUAAAUGUGAUUGAUUUCACAAAUGCAUGCUGAUUUCAAGAAAUUAAAUAUUAUUAUUUAAAUGAAAUCAAACAGAUGCAAAUAGCUAAUAACAAACUAUGAUUUUUAAUUGCAGACUUGUUUUAUUUUUGUAUGACUUACAAAUAUCCAUCACAUUAAGUUUGGUAAAUAUUUUAAUUGCAAAAUAAGCAUCUAUUUAAUUUAAGCAAUAUUGCAUUGUGUUUCGGUAUAUAUAUAUAUAUAUAUAUAUAUCAGCGUUAUAUUGGUCGUCAGCAUAUAAUAUUGGUAUAAAAAACAACACAAAGAAGACACGCACUUCAGUUGACCACUACUUUAUAUACAGCAUCCUUAUCUUCAGUCAGACUCCUUCUGUUGACUCUGAAGAAGACAUUAAUAUUCUUCAGAUUUGAUGUAAUGGAUAUGAAUGUGUAGACCAUGGCAGGUUGUAAUUAUAAUAAUCUGAUGUGUAUCACAGCUCCUGUAAUGUAACUCUGGCCCUCUUGUUCAGGUUAUGAUGAUGCUGUUCAGGUGUUUUUCUUUUCAUUUGUUUCAAAUAAGGUUUUAUUGAAUGUUUACCAUCAAAAGCGUAUCCGGUUUGUUUUUUGGGGACUUGUACCAUGGUAAAGGAUAAUGUACAGUCGCUCAUUCUGUCAAAGUAAACAAGAUCAUGAAUGUCUGACUGUACAUUAUCCAGCUUAUUAUACAGCUACUUAACACAUAAAUAAAUAUGUGGACAUGAAAUAUU